AAUAUGGUGGCUAGAAUUGUUAUUGCAGGUGAAUCACAAUGUGAUAUAUUUGCCCAAAUUUGCUUAAUAGCAAAUUUUUUGUCUCAAAAUCUUCCCAGUUUUUGUUACGAGAGAAUUGAAAAACCUGUGUUGGAAUGGAAGGCAUGGCUCUGUAAAAUUAACCAAAAAAACAAAUGGCACCAUACUGGAUCUCCACUAGUGUGGAAAGAAUUAUUAACAACAGGAAGCAAACCAUUAUAUAUUGGGGGAGCACCUGAAUUUAUGGAUUAUUGCCAUUCUUAUUAUGAUUUAGAUGUGUUUAUGACAUCUGAUACAUACGAAAACUUGGUAUCAAAUUACAGACAAUAUUACAAAAGAAUAAAACAAGAAAUUAAAACCAAAUCUAAGAACGAAAUUGAAUACGAUCUAGGAGAACCGAAUAAAAAUUCAUUUGCCAUAUGUAUAACGGGUGCUGGAAAUCCAAUUGCUAUGCAUUUAAUUUCUGGUCUACUUGAAACAACAUUCGAUGAUAAAAGUAUUAGUAAAAUUUAUAUCUACGACAACAAAUGUUUACCUUCAUUUAUGGAGUUAGUUGAACGUGAAUGUAGUUAUAUUGGCACAAAUUAUCCACCCAGAGUAGUGAAAUAUGUUGAUAAAAUUGGGGUAGCUCUUACAAACACUGACGUUCUUAUUGUUUUAGAUCAUGUCCCAUUAAGUGAUACAAUGUCAAUAGGAGGAUGGCUACACGAGAAUAAAAAAAUAAUGGAGAAAAUUGCAUUAAUGAUAAACGCUUCAGCCUCACAGACAAUGAACGUUAUACUUCCUAAUUUAGGACCUGCUUGUUUCAAUGCAACAAUUUUAUCACAAUCAAUAACACAUAUCAGUAAACACCAUAUCGUCGUUGUUACAUCUGAUUUAGGUAUGGAAGCAGCACCUAUAAUUGCAAAGAUAGCUAAAGUGCCUAUGAGAAAUAUGUUUUGUCCUCCGGUUUGGGGAUUUGUGGGGAUCAAUCAUUUAAUAGAUGUUAAUAAUACAGUUCAUAAAUAUAAUGGAUUUGAUCCCUAUAGCAGAUAUACAAAAGUCCGAAAUUCGAGCUUAUGCAUUGGGACAAUAACUCCUGAGAUGAGAACACUAGAAUAUCUUUUGUAUUUUGAUCAAUCAUUAUGGAACAGACUUGCUGAAGAAAAGGUAAAACCUAAAUAUUGGUUGUUAGCAAUAAACUUUAUUGGAAAUUGGUCAUUUGGAUUACAUUUUGACGGAUAUUUUUCUCAACCAUGCCACUAUGUAAAUGGUAAAUGGAAACCAGCAAAACAAUAUGUCCUACCCAAAGACCAUCAAGUAAAUAUCAAAUAUCUAGAGGAUAUAGCUAAGUUAUGUAUGAAGUUGCAAAAAAAUGACUUACCCCCAAUUAUUCCACGAAAGAUAUGCGUAUGUAAACCAAAAUAUUUCAGAAAGAAGAAAGUUUGGUAA
Messenger RNA from Zerene cesonia (dogface butterfly), 1449 nucleotides. Its product is annotated as putative malate dehydrogenase 1B. The annotation marks the transcript as partial. Gene Ontology annotation, biological process: malate metabolic process; oxaloacetate metabolic process; tricarboxylic acid cycle. Lineage: Eukaryota; Metazoa; Arthropoda; Insecta; Lepidoptera; Pieridae. The record is from RefSeq and is a predicted model, not a curated record. The transcript has 4 exons. Gene Ontology annotation, molecular function: L-malate dehydrogenase (NAD+) activity.